CGUUCGGUUUGACUUAAAAGCACCCGACUACUUAAACUGCGACCAUGUUGUCAAAAACUGUCCUGUAUAUUGCUUUCAUCUCGAUAGAGGUUUGUUUUGUCCAUGGGAAAGCAGUGCCUAGCUUCUUGCCAUGCCCUAAUGGCUGGAUCACCUAUGAAGGAUCUCCAUCCUGUUACAAAGUUCCACAUCAACCAACCAACAGUUGGCACGAAGCGAGAAAGACAUGUAUAUCUAUGGGAAGCGACCUUGCUGUGAUUUCCUCCACCAAAGAAAGCAAUUUUGUAUCAAUGCUUAUUCACACUUACUUUCCACAUACAUCGUUUGGAUGGAUUGGGUUCCUUGCAGAUACCAAGCGAAAUUUCUUUUGGGUCGAUGGUUCCCCCUUGAAAGGCAAUUUCUUGAACUGGGCAAAAGGCGAACCUAACAAUGCGUUCGUCAAAAAUGAAGAUUGUGGUUCUAUUUUUGUUGACAAACGUAAUAUGAAAUGGAAUGAUCUUUUAUGUUUGUGGAAUAGGAAAAUAGGCUAUGCGUGUGAGAAGCAGAGAGCUAGCGCUAAAGUAGCUUGCUAGAUAUAGCAUCACACCUCAGUGGAAGUAGCAAAGCACUAUGUAUUCACAUCUAAAAUGGCAUCAAUAAAAAGUGAUAAAUGUGAUAACA
Messenger RNA from Exaiptasia diaphana, 657 nucleotides. Its product is annotated as asialoglycoprotein receptor 2. Lineage: Eukaryota; Metazoa; Cnidaria; Anthozoa; Actiniaria; Aiptasiidae. The coding region runs from base 45 to 569 and encodes 174 amino acids. Gene Ontology annotation, molecular function: signaling receptor activity. The transcript is spliced from 3 exons. The record is from RefSeq and is a predicted model, not a curated record.